Fraxinus pennsylvanica is the source of this 1392-nucleotide messenger RNA. The record is from the annotation of a GenBank genome assembly. Lineage: Eukaryota; Viridiplantae; Streptophyta; Magnoliopsida; Lamiales; Oleaceae.
AUGGGUUUGGCGCCUAAAAAAUUAAUAUUUCAUUCUUCUUCGUCUGCAUCUGCAUCUGUGGGCUCAGAUGGAGAUGAUGCACCAGCUGCUGCUGCUGCAGUGAGCAAAAUAUCAACCCUGCAAUUACUCAAUCAAGCUGACCAAAAACAACCACAUGCAGUGUUAGAGAAGACUCAACAACAAGAAGAUGAUUCUACCUGUGUUCCCCACUCUAAAACUAAAGACGUACUAUUAAAAGAGAAUCAGACUGCAGAAGCUGGAGAAACAGCGGGCGAUGAACCAGCAUUGAAGAAAAUUGGAGAACAGGAGGACUCCAAUUCCAAUUCUGUGGGCCCCCAAAAAAUUAAUACGAUGGAUGAAGAUGAUGCAAUUUCUGAAGCACCAGCUUCAACAGCUUUGGACAAAAUAUCUAAACAGCGAGUGCACAAUCAAGCCGACCAACAAAAACACUCCGAAGCAGCAUUGGAGAAGACACAAGAACCGGAAGAUGACCAUAACUCUGAUUCCAAUUCUAAAGCUCAAGAAAUAGCACCACUGGACAAGAAUCAGACCACAGAAGCCGAAGAAAAAGGGGUUGAAAAUGCAGCACCGGAGAAAACUAGAGAACAAGCCUCCAGCUAUGGUUAUAAUUUUGAGAGCCUUCAGAAAGACAAAGCCAUCAUGGUUGUUGAACCAUUGAAGCCCACAGAAAAUCCUCUUGAAUCCAACAAAUUGACCGACAUUCAAGAAACUAAUAGGAAGAAACCCCUAGCUUUUUAUGGCCAUAUCUUCACGGAUGACGAUGUCAUUGUUUUGCUUCAAGGUAUGAUCGAUUUCAAGUCCAUGCAUGGGGAUAAAAACAUGACUGAUUUUUAUUUUUUCAUCAAGGACAAGCUUUCCACUCAGUUUACAAAGAUUCAGAUCACCGAAAAAUUUCGAAGACUCAGAAAAAAGUUUGUAGGAAACUUCAAGAAAUCUGCAGAGAAUGGUGGCUCCCGGGAUUUCUCUAAUCCUCAUGACUCAAUUGUUUUCGAGCUUUCGGAUAAACUUUGGGGAAAUGAUGGGUGUGAUAAAAAGCUCAUCGUAGAAAUCAAUGAGAAAACAAGAAAGCGCAGAAGAGUGGAGUUGGGGUCCAGAAAAGAAGAUAAAAAACAGAAAGGAACUGCUGAGGAUAAAUUCGAUAUUGAUAUGGAGUUAAAGUAUCCAUUAGUAUAUCCAUCGCUCAAUCAAAAUAUAGGAUUCAUUGCACCAGAUAUGCUCAAGAAGAACUGGACCUUGAAGGGGAGUACCAAUUCAAGGUAUAGUGGGGCAGAAUGGGAAAAACUUAUGAUAAAGGAGGUGGAGCUCUACUGUAAGAAGUUAGAUUUGAUGAAGGAGAUGACGGGUGCUGUUUUGCGAUCUCUUAAAGGUUAG